Molecule: messenger RNA, 3152 nt
Organism: Apis dorsata (giant honeybee)
Lineage: Eukaryota; Metazoa; Arthropoda; Insecta; Hymenoptera; Apidae
Gene: Acadvl
Product: very long-chain specific acyl-CoA dehydrogenase, mitochondrial
Exons: 7
Coding region: 1-1833 (610 amino acids)
Molecular function (GO): fatty-acyl-CoA binding; very-long-chain fatty acyl-CoA dehydrogenase activity; flavin adenine dinucleotide binding
Source: RefSeq, a predicted model, not a curated record
AUGAUAUGUUUUAGAUAUUUAGCAACUCAAGCUAUUGUAAAAAACAUAGCAGAAGAAAAAACAGAAAAAAAUACAGCUAUAAAAUAUCAAUCUUUUGUGAGAAAUAUUUUUAUUAGUCAAUUAGAGAGUAGUCAAAUAUUUCCAUUUCCAGAAGUAUUAACUGAAGAACAAAAUGAUACAUUAAGAUUAUUAAUUGAUCCUAUGGAAAAAUUUUUUGAGAAAGUAAAUGAUCCAAUGAAAAAUGAUGAUAAUGCAUCAAUAGAUGAGAAAACUUUACGAUCAAUGUGGGAACUUGGAAUAUUUUGUCUUCAAGUUCCUCAGGAAUAUGGUGGAUUAGGAUUAAAUAAUACUCAAUAUAGCAGAUGUGUUGAAAUAUGUGGAUAUAAUGAUUUAGGUAUUGGUAUCACUUUAGGUGCACAUCAAAGUAUAGGAUUCAAGGCAAUACUUUUAUAUGGUACACCAGAACAAAAAAAAAAAUAUCUUCCAAGAGUUUGCAAUGGUGAUUAUGCAGCAUUUUGUCUCACAGAACCAAGUAGUGGUUCAGAUGCUGGUUCAAUUCGUUCUCGUGCAAUAAAAUCUGCAGAUGGUUCACAUUAUAUUUUAAAUGGCAAUAAAAUUUGGAUAUCAAAUGGUGGUUUAGCAGAAAUAAUGACAGUUUUUGCUCAAGUUCCUGUACAAGAUUUAAAAACUGGUAAAAUUAAAGAUAAAGUUACAGCAUUUAUUGUUGAAAGAUCUUUUGGUGGUGUAAUAAGUGGACCACCAGAAAAAAAAAUGGGUAUUAAAUGUAGUAAUACAACAGAAGUACAUUUUGAAAAUGUUAAAAUACCAGCAGAAAAUAUUAUAAAGGGCGAAGGACAAGGUUUUUCGGUUGCAAUGAAUGUUUUAAAUAAUGGUCGAUUUGGUAUGGCUGCUGCUCUUUCUGGAACUAUGCGUUAUUGUAUUAAAAAAGCAAUUGAACAUGCAACACAACGAGUACAAUUUGGACAUACAAUAGAUUAUUAUGGAAGUAUUCAAGAAAAAUUAGGUCGUAUGGCAAUGUUACAAUAUAUAACUGAAAGCCUUGCAUAUUCAAUUGCGGGUAACAUGGAUAAUGGAAGUCAAGAUUAUUAUUUAGAAGCUGCAAUUUCUAAAUGUUUUGCAUCAGAAGCUGCAUGGUGGGUUUGUGAUGAAACUAUGCAAAUAUUAGGUGGAAUGGCAUAUAUGAAAGAUACAGGUCUCGAACGAGUUAUGCGAGAUUUACGUAUUUUUAGAAUUUUUGAAGGAACUAAUGAUAUUCUUCGUAUUUUUGUUGUACUUUCUGGACUUCAACAUGCAGGAAUUCAUUUGCAACAAUUAAUGUCAGCAAUUAAGAUUCCUACUAUCAAUUUAGGAUUAAUAUUUGAAGAAUUAAGCAAAAGAGCAAUGCGCACAAUUGGAUUUUCAUCAACACGUAAUCUUAUUCAAUUAGUUCAUCCCAGAUUACACAGUAGUGCUACAUUAUGUGCUAAGAGUAUAGAAGCUUUUGGUCAAACUAUAGAAGGUGCUAUUAUUAAAUAUGGACCAAGAAAUAUUGUGGAGCAACAAUUUAUUCUUAACAGACUAGCUCAAGCAGCAUUUGAUAUAUAUACUAUGGCUAUUAUAUUAAGCAGGGCAUCUACAUCUGCAAAUAAAAAUCUUCCAAAUAUGGAACAUGAACUUCUUAUGGCAGAAACUUGGUGCAAUGAAGCAACUAAUCGUGUGAAUAAUAAUUUAAAAUUUGAUAAAAAAUUGAAUAUAUUUAAUAACUUAAGUAAAAUUUCAAAGAAUAUGUGCGAUGUUGGUGGAUGUGUUCAAUUAAAUCCAUUAGGCUUUUAAUAAUAAAAUCAAUAACUAAUCAAUAAACAUAGAAUUGUAAAUUAUUUACUUAAAACAAUAAUAAUUAAUAUUACAAUAAUUUUGAAUAUAUAUGAACUUUAAAUGCAUAAAAUAUUCCAAUAUGAAUUAAGAUGUAAUAUUAAAAUUUAAUAGUUUUGUAACAAAAUUAAAAUUUUUUAUAUGAAAUAGAUAUUAUAAAUAAACUUAUAUAAAAAAUAUACACAUGAAAGUAGAUACUGUUUAUUUUUCAUUGAAUCUCACAAAAUAGUGAAUUGAAUGCUUAAGAAAUAAAAUAACGUAUAAUAGUUUUUUAUAUAAUAAAUUAAAUGUAAGUAUAGAAUUUUCUUUUAUCAUACAUUUCAAAAUGUUUGAUAAUAUUACUCUAUAUAUAAAAAAAAAUACUAUGGUAUUUUAAUUUAUAAUUAAUAUUAAUCUUCGAUUAUCUUCAUUUAAUUGUAAUAUAAAUGCAUAAUUUAACAAUAUCACAACAUUACACAAAGGUAAGAAUAUAUUUUUUGACAAUUUUUUUAUCUGUCUAUAAUAUGGAAGCACAUAGAAUAUAGCCAUUGUAUGAUUUAACUUUUACAGCAUCCAUAUAAGACAUUAAUAACAUUAAGUGAAGUGAAAUGAAGUACAUGCAAAAACAAAAUUGCAUAUCUCAUUAUUAUGAGAAAUAUACUUAAGUUUGAGAAUCAAACUAUCAAUUUUUUUUUUAUAGUGUAUAAAAAAAAGAAAAAGUUAUUAUUGAUUAUAUAACAAUAAUUUUGAUCAUAUUGAAAUAUAAAAAUUAAAAAUAAAAUAAUAUAUUAUGCCUGUUAUUUUUUUUUAAAUAUGUAAAAUUUUAUAGAUAAAUAAUAUGAUUUGAUAAUAAAUAUGUUGUUAAGAUUUUGUAACUAUACAUUGGCAGUGUUUUUCUCCAAUUUAUGAUAAUUAAUGAUUAAUUUGAGUCUCAAACUUUAAGUUGUUAAAGUAUUUAACACAUAUAAUAAAUAUUAUUCAAAUGUAAAUAAGAUGGCAUGAAAGUAUUAUGAUGAGGUAUGAUUUUAUUAUUAAAUGUUAAAACAUGAAAUUGGAAAGAAUUUAUCAUUGUGGACAGAUAUAACUGUAAUUCAUAACUUUUCAGAAAAAUAGAAUAUUAGAUUAUUUCUUGAUAUUUGUGUUACUCCAGGUAUGUAAUUUUAUUUUUAAAAACAUAUGAAUUCCAUAACAUGAAUUCAUAAUCUGUAAUAUAUUUGUGUGUUUCUCCUAUGUACUAUACCUUAUGGUCUAAUAAGCCUUUAUAAGAAUAUCAGUAAUUAUAUUAUAUCAUGAAUAAAAAA